Messenger RNA from Ylistrum balloti, 1452 nucleotides. Its product is annotated as 5-hydroxytryptamine receptor 1A-alpha-like. Gene Ontology annotation, cellular component: membrane. Gene Ontology annotation, biological process: adenylate cyclase-activating adrenergic receptor signaling pathway. Lineage: Eukaryota; Metazoa; Mollusca; Bivalvia; Pectinida; Pectinidae. Gene Ontology annotation, molecular function: adrenergic receptor activity. The coding region runs from base 1 to 1452 and encodes 483 amino acids. The record is from RefSeq and is a predicted model, not a curated record. The transcript has a single exon.
AUGGCGAAUUUGGUAUUCAAUAAAACAUUAGCAGCUUUGUCAGACCUUGUCUUGAAUAACGACACGUCGGUAAUAUACACAACGAAAUUUAACGCCAGUUUAUUGGGCGGAAACAGUUCGACAUUUAGCGGAAAUGACACACCAGUUAACGAGGGGUACCCUCCUCGUCCGGAAUCUCGGUACGAGGUUUGGCAACAAGUACUGAUCACGAUGGUUCUUGUGGUGCUGACUACGGGAACAGUGAUUGGGAACUCUCUCGUAUGUAUAGCUGUGGGUAUCGUGAAACGCCUCCAGACGCCCUCUAACCUGCUCAUUCUGUCACUCGCUGUAUCCGACCUAUUGGUGGCCAUUUGUGUGAUGCCUUUUAAUGCCGCGUAUGAGGUGAUGUCCUAUUGGUCUCUAGGCGAGGUGGUGUGUGAUUUAUUCACGUCUUUGGAUGUUAUUCUGUGUACGGCUUCCAUUCUAAACUUGUGCAUGAUUAGUGUGGAUCGCUAUUUUGUUAUUACGCGGCCAUUUAAAUAUGCUAUGAAAAGGACCCCUCGCCGAAUGGGGUUGAUGAUCCUCGGCGUGUGGAGCGGAUCCAUCAUUAUUUCAAUUCCUCCUUUACUGGGGUGGAAAACGGAACGGCCGCCCUGGCAAUGUUUAAUCAGCCAAGAAAUAGGAUACCAAAUCUAUGCAACCCUCGGUGCCUUUUACCUCCCUCUAACUGUUAUGUUGGUUGUGUAUUUCCGUAUUUGGAAGGUAUCUUCAAGACUUAUGAAAUCGGAAAACAAAUCCAAAUUAGGAAGCAUUGACAAAGGUAAUGACCAAAUAUAUUUACCUUCUAAAAAGUCAUCGAGAAGUAGUGGAAUAAGUGAAAAUACUAUUGUUGGCAACGGGAAUCUCAAAAAUGGUAAUUUUGAUGGGGACGAUGCAUCAAUGGAAAUGCUCGGACAUUCUAACCACUUGAAGGCGAGUAAUGGCAAACGGAGAUUCACACUUAAAUCAUUUCUUACAAAGAGUACAAAAGUAGCCUCGUCCUCGAAGGAAGCGAAAGCCACAAAGACGCUAGGUGUAAUCAUGGGUGGCUUUGUGGCCUGUUGGCUGCCUUUCUUCAUCCUGGCGGUGAUCCGGCCUUUCUGUGGCGCCCAGGAGCAGUACUGUUCUAUUCCACCAUGGUUAGCUAGUGUGUUUGGGUGGCUAGGGUAUUUUAACUCAUUUCUAAACCCUUUAAUCUACGCACGUUUUAACAGAGAGUUUAGAACUCCAUUUAAAGAAAUUUUAUGCUUUCGAUGUAAGGGUAUCAAUUCUCGUAUACGUUCGGAAAGUUAUGUGGAACAAUAUGGACCCGAUCCAACCUUCCGGGAUAGUUUACGGCCGCCCACGGAAACGAUUGUGAGGUAUAACAGUCAAGGACACACUAUUGUGCAUGUCGGGAACGGUAAUGCGUGUCCGGAAGAGAGUAAGCUGUAA